This is a messenger RNA of Salvia splendens (bonfire salvia), 1447 nucleotides long. RefSeq lists its product as uncharacterized. The transcript has 3 exons. The coding region runs from base 150 to 920 and encodes 256 amino acids. Lineage: Eukaryota; Viridiplantae; Streptophyta; Magnoliopsida; Lamiales; Lamiaceae. The record is from RefSeq and is a predicted model, not a curated record.
GGACAGUCUUGAGGUUAGAGUUGAUAGUAUGUCAGUGUGGUCGCGCAGCUUUGCAAUUUUUGGCGGGUCACUGGUGGUCAACAUGGUUAAAAGUCGUGGCAUGUUGUUUAAUAGUUCAAUCUUUGAUCUUCCGCUGGAUAAAUGGUUGUAUGCAAACACGCUCUAAGGGUCUACCUUUAGAGCCUAUCGAUCUUGAGAUCGAAGCAUCCAACAGAAGGAGAAACGCUUUGAAGAGGCUAAAUCAACGGAUCCGAGUUUCUUUUCCGAUCCAGAGACGAUCACCUUCACCAGUUCAAGAAUCACCAUCACCUACACCGUCACCAGUUCACUCUCCUAUUCAGUUUGAGCCAUAUCCUCCUAUUCUGAUGGAGGAAGGAAACGAGAACAGAAACGGGAAUAAUGGUCCACCACCACCUCCUCCAACGGAUGCUCAGCUUCAAGAGCAACUCGCAGCAUUGCAAUGGCGGUUAGAUCAAGGGCAAAAUGGGAUACCAGUGCAGAAUAUGUUUACCUAUCAUGGGGUAGAAAAUCCACCAGUUGACAACAACGUGAAUGCUAACAAUUUUGAGCUCGGGAGAGGACUCAUUCAGAUGGCUGAGAACAGUGCUUUUAGAGGCCGACCCACGGAGGAUCCUAACAAGCAUAUCACCAAGUUUAUCCAGAUCUGCAACACGACGAAAAUAAAUGGAGCCACAGAUGAACAGAUCAGAUUGAAGGUGUUUCCUUUUUCUCUAGAGGAUUAUGCCCGGGAUUGGUUGGAGAGUAUGGAGCCCAACUCCAUUCACACGUGGGAUGCCGUGGUGGAGAAAUUCUUAGCAAAAUACUAUCCCCCAAGUGAAGCUUUGAAGAGGCAGUCAGCGAUUCUAGCGUUUGAAAUGACUCCUCAAGAGAGUAUCCGAGGAGCUUGGGAAAGGUUCUAGAGUCUAUUGAAGCGGUGUCCUAAUCAUAGUCUAAGCCAAACACAUCAAAUCCUUGCAUUCUAUAAGGGGUGUUUGCCUGAAGCAAAGAGCGAGCUAAAUUGGAGCGCUGGGGGAUCACUGCUAAAGAUCAGUGAAGCGACAACAAUGGAAGUGAUCGAGAGAGUAACCUCGAAUGAUAAAGGUUGGAACAACUAGAGAAGCAAGGUGCAUAGAGUAGCUUCUGCAUCAGAGAGCAAUCAAAUGGAUAGUAUGUCCAAGCAGAUGGAGUUCAUUCACAAGAAGUUAGAUCUCAUGCGGUUAAGCCCGAUGGUGCAGGAGUAUCAAGAGGGUGUAGAUGAUGUCAACUACAUACACCAAGUGGACAAUAAAUACUAUAACAACUCCUGCACCAACCAAGGGGGUGGUGUUAGGAUUGGUAUACUGAAAAGCAUAUUUCGAGCAUGUUGCACGGAUAGAAUUGCUUGUAUACAAUAAACUCUACAAUCCACUUUUAUCCCAAGGCGAGAAGAAGUAAUUUUGUCGCAUUG